AUGGACGACAUCAACCUCCAUUACCGCUUUCUGAACUGGAGGCGGAGGAUCCGGGAGAUUCGCGAGGUGCGGUACCGCGAGCGGUUCAAGAGGAUGCUGAGGGAUGGAGAAGUGCUCAGGUGGGCAUGAAAACUGUCAGAAUCACUUUUAUUCGCCAAUUACAUUUACACACCCGGAAUGUUACUUGGUGAAGUGUAGUAUGAGAGAUAAUGACACUUUAGCCAGCGUUCCUCUAUCCUGGUUCUGGGUAAGGAAUGUAAAGAGAAGGAACAGUCAGAUAAUAAUAAUAUACCAUUUAGCAGACGCUUUUAUCCAAAGCGACUUACAGUCAUGCGUGCAUACAUUUUUGUGUAUGAUCAUUGUCAGUCACAAGUUACCCAAAUUCCUGGUUCUGGGGAUCCACCUGGUCAAUAACAUCAAAUCGGUGAUGCAUUCUGGGUAAAUUGUGACCGACUGACUGAUCUACAAAUAAAUAAUAAUAAAUUAUAAUGCAAGGUGAUUUUUGCAGUCGAUGUCGAACAAGCCUGCUGUGAGUGGAGGCUUUUGUUGCAGCCCAGUAGUAACACAAUUAUUCAAUCAUUAAAGUUGUGAGUUGACUCAGGUGUGCUAGUUUGUACUUAACCUCGUCCCCAGGCUCAAUUGCUACCUCAUAUAGAGCCUGGAAACACUGUGCAACAAAUUGGGACUUGAAAGGGGCAUGGGUUAAAAUCGAGACGAGAGAGCGAGCCUGCUACAGUUGUAUUAGAUGGGACAAAUCGGCAAUAAAAAUAAACGUUCUAUCGCGGCGACCAUAUUAUUUUUGGGAAGCCCGAUUUCCCGAACUCACUUCCUUGUUUAGCCUAAAUCAAUCAGCGAAUUCGUUUUGCGUGGCCCGGUUCCCCAGGUGGGUGGAGAUUUAUCUUUAGGACCAAUGGAAUGGUUGAUAAUGAGCUAACCCCGCCCACCUGGGGCAUCGGGCCAUGCAAAACGAAUUCACCUACUUGCACUGCUCAUGCUUUGAAAUCCACAAUGUAGAGGGGAGGUUCUAAGAGUUGCGCUAGAUGGUGAUGGACUGAGAGAUCAGCCAAUUAAAACCAGCAGAUGUUUCGUCUGCUCCUGCCAUAGACUUCCAGUCAAGUUCCGUCCUGAGGCGCUCGGAAACCAGACACCUCUAAAGAAGGAGAGCCUGCUGGUGGGCAAGAUUAGUUUGUACUGGGACCAGGAUUGAUUGCUUCAGACCAGGGGUCUCCAACAGAUAGAUCGCAAGCUACCAGAAGCUCGCAGCCCACCUAUGAGUAGCUCGCCAAUCAAUUCUGAAAGUACAUCAAUUUUCCAUCGCAAACUGUCAAUCAAAGCCACAUUGACAUUAUCCCACCCUUGGUUAGCCACUAUUGGCUUAAAAAGCCAAACGUAACACAAUAUCUGCCAAUUAAUUUUCAGCAAUUGUCAGUCUUUCACUCUGUAUGUAGCCAGUUAGACAUACUAAUGAUAACCGUCUUGUGGGUAUACAGAAAGACUUUCCCCAAAAACCUUCUAAGUUAAAUGUUAACUGCAGAAUAGGCUUACCUGACAUAACUAUAUAAUUGGGUGGCCAUUGUUUUGCAAACUCUGCCAUGACGUGUUGCAGCAGUAGGCCUAACAGCAGAAACAUCUCUAGACCGACACAUUCCUUUCUUGCUAGAUGCGCAAUUAAAGGGGAAUUACACUCAAAUCAAAAUGGUCUUCUGAUUUGAUUUAAGCAUUGUCAUGGACACAGAACAUUCAUUUUCGUUGUGUCUCUAUUAAUAAUUGUAAUAUUGAGAGUAAAAACCAAAACAAUCCCAAACCAGGAAAAAUAAAACAGAACAGACAGAAUUCAGGAAAAUACCAAAUACAAUUUUAUUGUGCCCUUUAGAGUUGUUUAUUAACCAUUAUUUUACCAGGUAUAUUGACAGAAAACACAUCUCUUGUACCCAGGGAAGAGUUGCAGGGUAGAGGAGCAGAGAAGAAUGUGCCUAUUUGAAAGCUAUAGAAAAAAAUGAGUAGCUUGUGACAUUUUUCUUUUUUUUCAAAGUAGCUCCUCAUGCAUGAAAAGGUUGGAGACCCCUGCUUUAGACUCAUACUUUCUUUCACACUGUACUCCUCUUACUGACUUGGCUGGCCUGUACUGUCCACAAGUUAAAGAACAACUGUAUGUUGUGUAGCAUAUGUUUGUUGCAUACAUUUGCAAAUGCGAUACGAUUAAUGUAAACUAAUUUCUGAAAUUCCGUUACAGUUACCAAGGGAACUCUGAUGAAGUUGGCUGCUACGUGGCUCCAAGGCCGUUAUCCAAAGGGAACUGCUACUUUGAGGUAGGCUUCAAUACAGAGUUAGUUACAGUGCCUUCAGAAAGUGUUCACACUCCUUGACUUUUUCCACAUUUAGUUGUGUUUACAGCCUGAAUUUAAAAUGGAUUAAAUUGAGCUUUUUUUUGUUACUGGCCUACACACAAUACCCCAUAAUGCCAAAGUGGAAUGAUGUUUUUUGACAUUUUUACAAAUUAAUUAAAAAUGGAAAGCUGAAAUGUCUUGUCAAUAAGUAUUCAACCCCUUUUUGUUAUGGCAAGACUAAAUAAGUUCAGGAGUAAAAAUGAGCUUAACAAGUCACAUAAUAAGUUGCAUGGACUCACUCUGUGUCCAAUAAUAGUGUUUAACAUCAUUUUUGAAUGACUACCUAAUAUCUGUACCACACACAUACAAUUAUCUGUAAGGUCCCUCAGUUGAGCAGUGAAUUUCAAACACAGAUUCAACCGCAAAGACCAGGGAGGUUUUCCAAUGCCUUGCAAAGAAAGGCACCUAUUGGUAGAUGGGUUAAAAAAAAGCAGACAUUGAAUAUCCCUUUGAGCAUGGUGAUGUUAUUAAUAACACCUUGGAUGGUGCAUCAAUACACCCAGUCACUACAAAGAUACAGGCUUCCUUCCUAACUCCGUUGCCGGAGAGGAAUGAAACCGCUCAGGGAUUUCACCAUGAUGCCAAUGGUGACUUUAAAACUGCUACAAAGUUUAAUGGCUGUGUUGGAGAAACCUGAGGACAGUUCAACAACAUUGUAGUUACUCCACACUACUAACCUAAUUGACAGAGUGAAAAGAAGGAAGCCUGUAAAGAAUAAAAAUAUUCCAAAACAUGCAUCCUGUUUGUAGCAAGGCACUAAAGUAAUAGUGCAAAAAAUGUGGCAAAGCAAUUAACUUUUUGUCCUGAAUACAAAAUGUUAUAUUUGGGGAAAAUCCAAUGCAACACGUUACUGGGUACCACUCCAUAUUUUCAAGCAUAGUGGUGCCUGCAUCAUGUUAUGGGUAUUCUUGUAAUCGUUAAGGACUGGGGAGUUUUUCAGGAUAAAAAAGAAACGGAAUGGCGCUAAGCACAGGCAAAAUUCUAGAGGAAAACCUGGUUCAGUCUACUUUCACCAGACACUGAGAGAUUAAUUCACCUUUCAGCAGGACCAAUAAUCUAAAACACAAGGCAACUACACUGGAGUUGCUUACCAAGAAGAUAGGGAAUGUUCCUGAGUGGCUGAGUUACAGUUUUGACUUAAAUCUACUUGAAAAUCUAUUUUAAGACCUGAAAAUGGUUUGAAUAAUUUUUUUAAGUAUAAUGGGCCAAUGUUGCACAAUCCAGGUGUGGAAAGCGCGUAGACUUACCCAGAAUGACUCACCGCUGUAAUCGCUGCCAAAGUAUUGACUCAGGGGUGUGAAUUAAUUAGAUAUUUCUGUAUUUCAUUUUCAAUAACUUUGCAAACAUUUCUAAAAACAUGUUUUCACUUUGUCAUUAUGGGGUAUUGUGGGUGUCAUUUUUUAAUUCAGGCUUUAACAUCAACAAUGUGGAAUAAUUCAAGGGGUAUGAAUACUUUCUGAAGGCACUGUAGGUUUACCAAUAUGCAUUUAAACAUGUGAAAGAAAGCAACAGCAAGCAUUUCAACAAGAGAACAAAACGCUCUCCACUUGCGGGAGUUUGGAGAGCGCAAGUGGAGAGACGUACCACAGUAAUAAUUAAUUUUAACAACAAAUUCCAAAUGCAAACUUCAUAAGUUAAUUAUUAAUUUCAAGCAAAUUUGAGAUACCAAAAGACCAGUAGGCCUAUGCUAGUAAUUGUUGCUUGAUGCCCCAUUGCUGGUGAGUUUGCAAAGUAAACAGUUAAUAUUCUUGAUUACCAAAACGUUUUGGAGCUGCAUAUUUAUUUAUUUAUUUAUUAUGGCAAUCCUCUCGCCCUACAAUUUGAAUUUUGCGCUGCACCCGAUCCUAUAGCUGUACAGAAAAUCAGCAAUCUGUUCUCUAGCUCACCCGACCUGUGUUGAUUGACAGUUUGCUGGUCCAACCAAAGGGCAGAGUGUGCGUUUUACUAGCCAAUUUGUUUCACGUUUUUUUUGCAAGGGCCGAUGUUGCGGCUACUCUCUCUGGCUGCGUGGAGAGUAAUCCACAGACUCUGUGCCAUAAAAUGUUUGACAUAACGUUACAACAUGGCCAGGCCAUCAGUCUCAAGUCAAAGUCGAGUCUUGAGGCUCCAAGUCAAGUCUCAAGUUAUUUUAUUUUCUAUUAAGUUGAGUUUCAAGUCACGUGACUCGAGUCUACUACUCUGGUUAGGUGUCCCUGACUCAAGAAUUGGUGAUCUUGUAGUUAAUUUUGGUCCAUUAACUUGACAUUAAUCAUUUGAAGCAACUCUAAACAAAUGCACACUGUUUUACCCUGUUCUCAAACUGUUCCCUACUGUAGUAUAGGCUAGUGUUUUGACAGUUCAAGUCGAGCAUCGUAAGUCUGAGCCCAUCACCAGUCACACCCUGUAGAUUAACUGAUGUCUACGCUCAGAGAACUGCACAGUUGCUAAAUUUAGCUGACACAUUUUAUUAAAAAUAGUUUGCAGACCCAAAGCGUGUUAUUUUUGGACCCUUUCUUUUUUAACAAAUUAUCUGACAAAUGGAUCAAACAUGGUAGUUUUUCCAGUGUAAAAUAAUGCAGUGUGUAACAUAACUCCCCAGUUAUUCACCAGUACCUUUUUUAAUAAGAGUCCCUCCAGGCUAAAUCAUAAAGGCAGCAGGCUUGUUAAAAAUCAUCCUGGGUUUUGGGAAAGCUCAGGAAAGAAGGACUUGGCUGUACAUUUUGGGAUAGGGAAAGGUCUGGUUCUGGUGUGUAGUGUUGGCUUCCUGAGCCUACUGUAUGCUAUGCCAGGGCAGUGAGUGGGUAUGGAGGUAGAGUGAUUUGUGAAGGAGUCCUGCUGGUGUCUAUGUGAGUCCCAAAUGGCACCUGUCCCUAUUCCCUUUAAAGUGUACUACUUUUGACCAGGACCUAUAGGGCUCUGGUCAAUAGUAGUGCACUAUAUAGGGUAACAGCAUGCUAUUUGGGAUGCACAGUAUGAAGUUGGAGGACUGAUUGGGCAGACAUAAUGAGUGUGACUGAACGCCCGCGCCUGAUUUAACUUUCAUGGAAGGAAAAUCAUAUCCCACUUUUCAGGAAUGGACACAUCUUAAAGGGUAGGUAGCAUAAAUGUAACCACAUGUAAUAUAUAGAUUUGCAUUAAAAUAUGCAUAACAAAGUCCCAAUGCAAAGUCACACCUCACUUUAAAAAUGUUUAAGUUAUUACAUCAAAUUUAUCAGAAUGCCUAAGUCAUGCCGGGAAAAAGCAUUUGCGGGUUGUGACGUAAUAUGGAGGACCCGGUAAACCAGCCUAUUCCCUAUAAUGUAAACUCCAACAGAAAUAACUUCAAAUAAUUUGCACUCAUGACUACUGGUUUCAAUUAAAUGUUCAGCCAAAAUACAAGCAAAUUCUUAAUGAAUGUAUAGUUACAAAUCAGUUUGCAAGUUUACUAGUCUGCUAAUGUUAGCACUACCAGCCUGCUAACGUUACGUUAGCACUGCGUGAGUCAGCGUUGCUAUCAACACCUAGCUUACAGCUACAUUAAAGUAAACCAAGGUUUUGGAAAUACAUAACUCUUUGUCAGAAAACUAGCCUAGCUAGCCAACCACCAAGGUCGACAUAGCAAAGCGAGGAACCCCCAGAACACAACAAAAAAAGCCAGCAGAUAUAAAGCAGAGAGAGCGGAGACUUCAAAGAAGUGCCAAGGAGAGGCCUUCAGAGCGAUAGGCCAUUUCACCGGCCGAAGGAGAGUCGGGUAAUCCAAUAGAGAUAUACAGUGGGGGGAAAAAAGUAUUUAGUAAGCCACCAAUUGUGCAAGUUCUCCCACUUAAAAAGAUGAGAGAGGCCUGUAAUUUUCAUCAUAGGUACACGUCAACUAUGACAGACAAAAUGAGAAAAAAAAAUCCAGAAAAUCACAUUGUAGGAUUUUUAAUGAAUUUAUUUGCAAAUUAUGGUGGAAAAUAAGUAUUUGGUCAAUAACAAAAGUUUCUCAAUACUUUGUUAUAUACCCUUUGUUGGCAAUGACACAGGUCAAACGUUUUCUGUAAGUCUUCACAAGGUUUUCACACACUGUUGCUGGUAUUUUGGCCCAUUCCUCCAUGCAGAUCUCCUCUAGAGCAGUGAUGUUUUGGGGCUGUCGCUGGGCAACACGGACUUUCAACUCCCUCCAAAGAUUUUCUAUGGGGUUGAGAUCUGGAUACUGGCUAGGCCACUCCAGGACCUUGAAAUGCUUCUUACGAAGCCACUCCUUCGUUGCCCGGGCGGUGUGUUUGGGAUCAUUGUCAUGCUGAAAGACCCAGCCACGUUUCAUCUUCAAUGCCCUUGCUGAUGGAAAGAGGUUUUCACUCAAAAUCUCACGAUACAUGGCCCCAUUCAUUCUUUCCUUUACACGGAUCAGUCGUCCUGGUCCCUUUGCAGAAAAACAGCCCCAAAGCAUGAUGUUUCCACCCCCAUGCUGCACAGUAGGUAUGGUGUUCUUUGGAUGCAACUCAGCAUUCUUUGUCCUCCAAACACGACGAGUUGAGUUUUUACCAAAAAGUUAUAUUUUGGUUUCAUCUGACCAUAUGACAUUCUCCCAAUCCUCUUCUGGAUCAUCCAAAUGCACUCUAGCAAACUUCAGACGGGCCUGGACAUGUACUGGCUUAAGCAGGGGGACACGUCUGGCACUGCAGGAUUUGAGUCCCUGGCGGCGUAGUGUGUUACUGAUGGUAGGCUUUGUUACUUUGGUCCCAGCUCUCUGCAGGUCAUUCACUAGGUCCCCCCGUGUGGUUCUGGGAUUUUUGCUCACCGUUCUUGUGAUCAUUUUGACUCCACGGGGUGAGAUCUUGCGUGGAGCCCCAGAUCGAGGGAGAUUAUCAGUGGUCUUGUAUGUCUUCCAUUUCCUAAUAAUUGCUCCCACAGUUGAUUUCUUCAAACCAAGCUGCUUACCUAUUGCAGAUUCAGUCUUCCCAGCCUGGUGCAGGUCUACAAUUUUGUUUCUGGUGUCCUUUGACAGCUCUUUGGUCUUGGCCAUAGUGGAGUUUGGAGUGUGACUGUUUGAGGUUGUGGACAGGUGUCUUUUAUACUGAUAACAAGUUCAAACAGGUGCCAUUAAUACAGGUAACGAGUGGAGGACAGAGGAGCCUCUUACAGAAGAAGUUACAGGUCUGUAAGAGCCAGAAAUCUUGCUUGUUUGUAGGUGACCAAAUACUUAUUUUCCACCAUAAUUUGCAAAUAAAUUCAUUAAAAAUCCUACAAUGUGAUUUUCUGGAGAAAAAAAUUCUCAAUUUUUCUGUCAUAGUUGACGUGUACCUAUGAUGAAAAUUACAGGCCUCUCUCAUCUUUUUAAGUGGGAGAACUUGCACAAUUGGUGGCUUACUAAAUACUUUUUUCCGCCACUGUAGUGAGGUAAAUCCACAUUGAAUUUACCCAGUUUAUCUCCAUCACUGCUGACACCCACGAUGUACCGGUAGGUCGGUAGGAAAUAGAGGUUGCAUAUUAACGCUCGACACAACACCUGGUUUCAGUCAUAGUCUCAUUCCGAAUCCUGCCUUCCACUAGUUAUACUAAGCCAUCGAAGUCCUCCGGGGUGAAAUGAGCACCGCAUACAGUAGACGUGCGCACGGUUCCCAUACUUCAAUCCGCUCGCUUCAAUCGGACAAACCGGUCCCGCUUUGAAGCUAGCUUCUCGUUUUUGGGCUACAAAUGAGUCGUAACCCCGUCCUUGUGGGUAUUACUGCACUAGCUACGAAUGACGGAAAACUACUACAACGCUCGGUCGACUACCACUACCAAAUGCACAGGAGAAGAGGAGAUGCAGUUUUACGCAUGUAUUUAUAUGGUUUCUUCUUUGUGGAUGUACAUAGUAGUUCACCAGUGCUAACACUUGGUUUGGAAUGUAAUUACAUGCUAGCAUGGCUAGUAGCUAACGUUAGCCAGCUGGAACUAGCUAGGUAGCACUAUGAUGUUGAGAAAUUGUGCAUUGUGGGUAGUUCUGAAGAUAUCUGAAAAUAAGUUAAUAAAUAUGUAAAAAUGCUAAAACAUAACUAUGUUUGUAGUUAUAGGUAACCACAUCGUGACUACAACUAAGUCUUUGACCAGACUGUGUUGUUACUUUGAGUAAAAUGUAUGCUUCCUACACUUUUAAAAGUGAAUAAAACACAGCCUUGUUUAUGGAAACAGAGGACUGAAGCCAUGUAAUAAUUUUUCCCUUGUCAAUUUGUCUUUUCUACUUUUUGACACAUCCACUGAAAUAUUCCCAUGUUUUCAAGACAAUCAUUGCCAAACCACUGAUUUUAUUAAUCAAUCAUGUAACUGGGGUGCUUUCCAACAGCCUAUCAGUCAGUUGUCAGCUCAGCCUAUCUCCAGAACACCUGUGUACAUCUCAGUUGAAGUGUCUUUAAGUCCGAAAUGGCACCCUAUUCCCUUUAAAGGGGCACUACUUUUGACCAGGGCCCAUAGGUGCCAUUUGGGACACAGCCCACAUCAGUCUGACUGAGGAUUUAGGGAGCUCCGAAUGGGAUUCAGAACGUGAUACAAUGACACAACAUUGAGACAGACUGCUGCAUAUUCUGUCCCACACUCUAGGGACGGUGCUAGUGAGGUCAUGGGGAAGGACUUAAUGGUUUCCCCUUUUCAGCACUCUGGAUCUGUCAGUGUUCUGAUUGCACUCCAUCCACUCUUAGAGACCCCCCCCGGGAUGAUGUCAUAAUUAAUCGCCCUCGGUAGGGAAGUGUGUAGUCGCAGGUGCUCGUGAGCAGCUGUCUGACUGCCACCCCCACAGGGAAUCAUGAAUGAUGACUUUUUUCCCUCUGAGCAUGUUAGGACUUCUUGCUAAUGCCUUUAUGGUCAUGUUAUGGUUUUUAAGUGAAGUGGUCUGUGAUGUUUUCAGGUUUAGUUUAUUAGGAUCCCCAUUAGCUACUGUACAUGCAGCUGCUACUCUUCCCGGUGUCCACAUAAAACGUGCAAAUACAUGACAAAGUACAGAACAGUGAUAAACAAGAACAACAUAAGAUAUUACAUUAAAUAAAUAAUUAAAUAAGUUAUAUAUAUAUAGGAAAUAUAGGACACCAGGAGACAACAGAAAUACUAUUUACACACUAUUCUUAUAUACAGUAGGUGCUGUGAUACAUUUACAUUUUAGUCAUUUUAGCAGACGCUCUUAUCCAGAGCGACUUACAGUAGCAAUUAGGGUUUAGUGCCUUGCUCAAGGGCACAUCGACAGAUUUUUCACCUAGUCGGCUCGGGGAUUAGAACCAGCGACCUUUCGGUUACUGGCACUACGCUCUUAACCACUAAGCUACCUGCCGCCCUGAUACAAUAUGUUUUUUAAAGCUAAACUUGCUUUUUGCCUGAGUAACCUCUGGUGGCAAAGCAUUCCACGACGACAUGGCUCUAUACAUAACUGAGCGACAACAAAAUAACAAAAAAGAUGCACUGUUGUCAGACCUCGAAUAAUGCAAAGAAAAUAAGUUCAUGUUUAUUUUUAAACAACACAAUACUAAUGUUUUAACUAAGGAAGCAUUCAGAAAUCAAUAUUUGGUGGAAUAACCCUGAUUUUCAAUCACAGCUUUCAUGCCUCUUGGCAUGCACUCCACCAGUCUUUCACAUUGAUGUUGGGUGACUUUAUGCCACUCCUGGCGCAAAAAUUCAAGCAGCUCGGCUUUGUUUGAUGGCUUGUGACCAUCCAUCUUCCUCUUGAUCACAUUCCAGAAGUUUUCAAUGGGGUUCAGGUCUGGAGAUUGGGCUGGCCAUGACAGGGUCUUGAUCUGGUGGUCCUCCAUCCACACCUUGAUUGACCUGGCUGUGUGGCAUGGCGCAUUGUCCUGCUGGAAAAAAACAAUCCUCAGAGUUGGGGAACAAUGUCAGAGCAAAAGGAAGCAAGUUUUCUUCCAGGACAACCUUGUACGUGGCUUGAUUCAUGCGUCCUUCACAAAGACAAAUCUGCCCGAUUCCAGCCUUGCUGAAGCACCCCCAGAUCAUCACCGAUCCUCCACCAAAUUUCACAGUGGGUGCGAGACACUGUGGCUUGUAGGCCUCUCCAGGUCUCUGUCUAACCAUUAGACGACCAGGUGUUGGGCAAAGCUGAAAAUUGGACUCAUCAGAGAAGAUGACCUUACUCCAGUCCUCCACGGCCCAAUCCUAAUGGUAUUUUGCAAACCUCAGCCUGGCUCUUCUUUGCUUCUCAUUGAUGAAGGGCUUUGUUCUAGCUUUGCACGACUUCAGCCCUGCCCCUAGGAGCCUGUUUCGAACCGUCCUCGCCGUGCACUUCAUCCCAGCUGCCGUUUGCCAUUCUUUUUGUAGGUCACUUGAUGUCAUCCUAUGGUUGUUGAGUGACAUUCGAAUGAGUUGGUGGUCAUCCCGGUCAGUAGAGAGUUGUUUUCGCCCUCUGCCGGGUCUGUAGCUUUGUUGUCCCCAAUGUCUGCUGCUUGACCUUGUUCUUAUGAAUCGCCGUCUUUGAAAUUUUAAGGAUGGAAGCAACCUGACACUCACUGUAUCCCUCUGCCAGUAAAGCCAGAAUUGAACCCUUCUUUUCCUCACUCAAAACGGUCAAUAUUUAUGUUUUGAUUAAUAUUACUUUUGAGGUACUAUUAGCACAGUUUUUGCCAUCCAGCUGGUCCUAUUGCAAGCGGAUAGUGAUGGCCACAGCAGUGGAUUUUAUACUUUUCCUCGUUAAAUAAGAUUUGGUUCAUGUGAUCACCUAAUCAGUACCUAAUUCAGUAGAAUGAGGUGUGCCUGUGUUGGAAUUCAACAGACACUGGAAUGGAAUGGCUGUCAUACAUGUAGAAAUGCUAAUGUAAGAAAUAUUUGCAGUGGUCUCUUAAUUUUUUCCAGAGCUGUAUGUGUGUAUAUAUAUAUAUAUAUAUAUAUAUAUAUAUAUAUAUAUAUAUGAACACACACACCUUUAAAAAAUAUAUUUUCCUUGAUUAUUUUCCUUUAGCCCUACCACCCCUCCCCUAAUUGGAGUAUACUAAUGAACAGCAACACUUAGGCUUCUACUUCCAGCUGAUACAUACUAUAUACAUUUUACGGACACAGUAUAUUUUACAUUAGUUAUCUUGUUGUUAUUAGUCCCACCCUUCAGCUCCACUCAACCCCUCACAUCUAUCUCUUAACACAUCCAUAUUGAAUUUCGAUUUGCCAGAUAUUUUUCAACUGUGCUGUGACAAAAGGUUCUGAACCUUUCCAUUCUCAUGGUUUCGACAGAUUGUAAAUUAAAGGUAUACAUUUUUGCUAAAAGUGUUAUUAUAUUAUUGAUCGAUUGACUGACUGAGUUUUCAAAUCACCCAGUAGUGCUAUCUACAGAGUUAGCGGCAGGUAAAUGUUGCAAUUCUACAGUCAUUCCUUGACCUGCGACCAAAAAUAAGCUACAUAUGGACAGUACCAAAACUAAUGAUUGUCUCUUCGCAGCAAAAUCUACUGCAGCAAUAGAGCUGCGAUGGUUGUAGCCCUCAUAUAUAUAUAUAUAUAUAUAACGUUCUGUUGGUUGCAAUAAUUUUGUAUAAUCAUUUAAAUUGAAAAAUUCAAAGUUUUGAAUCCGGCGUCGUUUUGCGUAUGUGCCAUGGAAUCGGUACGUAGAAAAUCUCUUCCCAACUAUUUAGCAAUCUAUAUGGCACAGCUGUCACAUUUUUGGUCCUUAAAUGAAACUGGUAUAAUUUUUUAUUUAUCACAAUUUUCAUGAAACAAUUUUGGUCUUUAACGCAGGGCCGACAGACAAGUUCCUUACUUUUUCCCCCUUCCAGUUGCCUCUUCCAUGUUUUGCGGUAAUGCUGCAAUUAGUUGGUUGUAAUUUUGGGUAGAGCAGACAUGUCCAUAUAUUUGUUAGCUGCAUGUGUGACAACUCUACCAGUCCUAUUUAUGAUAUAAUUUACAAAGAUGAUACUUAUUUUAAUUUUAAUUUAUUUAUUAUAAUGGUUUUCUAUCAAUUAGUAUAUUUGAGUUGAACCACAAUAUUUGUUGUAUUAUUUGUUCUGUCUUUUCUGGUGGAUUAAACUGAAAUUGCAACCAACUUUCUAUGGCUUGUAUUAAAAAUAGCUAUAUUUUGGAGAUGAUUUCAUUUUCAAAUAACCGAAAGUGAGAGGUUGUAAUCUGAAUAAAGGGAAAAGGGCCAUUCUAGAACAUGGGGUGAGACAUUCUUACUAAUCUGCUAGAGAACCAGUUGGGAUUUAAGUAUAACUUUUGUAUGACUGAUGCCUUUAGUGAGAUGUCUGAUGCUUUAAUAUUUAAUUAUUUCUGCCCUCCGAAUUCAUAUUCAUUAUAUAAAUAGGUCUGUUUAAUUUUGUCUGGCUUGCCAUUCCAAAUCAAAUUGAAUAUUUUUUGCUCAUAUAAUUAAAAAAACAGGUCGCUAGGUGUAGGCAAGACCAUAAGCAAAUAGGUAAACUGGGAUAUGACUGAAGAGUUAAUCAGGGUGAUUUUUCCACAAAUAGACAGGUCUUUUAUUUUCCAUGGUAGCAAGAUCUUAUCUAUUUUUGCUAACUUUCUAUUAAAAUGUGUGUAGUGAGAUCAUUUAUUUAUUUCCGCAUAUGUAUACCGAGUAUGUCCACAUCACCGUCAGAUCAUUUUAUUGGUCAACUACACAGUAAUGUAAAAGUUGUGUUUUUUUGUGAUCCAAUACGUGAUUUAGUACACUUAUCAUAAUUUGGUUGUAAUCCAGAGAGGUUAGAAAAAUAAUCUAGAUACUCUGAGGCUGUGGAGGGAUCCAAAUUGUGGAUUUAAAAGAAAACAACAUGAAUCAUCAGCGUACAAUGACACCUUUUGUUUUCAAGCCCUGGAUUUCUAACCCCUUGAUAUUAUUGUUGUAUCUGAUUUUAAUAGCUAACAUUUCGAUGGCCAUAAUAGAUAUGCCGAUAGUGGACAACCUUGUUUUACUCCUCUUGACAGUUUAAUACUUUCUGAGUAGUAGCCAUUAUUUACUAUUUUACACCUAGGGUUUCUAUACUUAACUUUAACCACAUUUUAUAAGAGAUUCUCCAAAAUUGAAAUAUUCCAGGCAUUUAUAUGUAUUUAAAUUCCAGUCGUACUUUAUCAAAAACCUUUUCAAAGUUGGCUAUGAAUACCAGGACUAGUUUCCCAGAUUUUUCAUAGUGUUCUAUUGUUUCCAGUACUUGUCUCACAUUAUCUCCAAUGUAUCGUCCAUGUAAAAAAACCUGUCUGGUUAGGAUUAAUAAUAUGGACUGGAUCUUUAUAUUUACCACUUGGAUCCUGUUUCAGUAAUAAUGAAAUCAGACCUUGUUGAGUAUCUGAUAAUCUACUAUUUUUAUAGGAGUGGUUAAAACAUACUAAUAACGUUCCUGGAGUUUCACCGGACUUAAAGGCUUUAAUUGCAUCAAGAAGUUCCUCUUUCUGUACAGCUGUUAAUUUUACAUUAUUAAUAGAAAAAAAAUCCAUACAAUUAACUUUGGUUAGUGGAGAUGGGGGAGAAUGAAACGAAAACAGAUGCUUAAAGUACUUUGCUUCCUCUUUGAAAAUGUUUUUUGGUGAAUCAUGGGUGACUCCAUUUGUAACAAGUUUCAGUAAAUUAUCUGUAAUUAUUUUAAUAUGUGCCUUUAGAGGCCAUGCAAUUCAGUACUCAUCUCUAAAACAAAAGCAAUGUAGGUCAAAAGAGUCCAUAUUAAGAAAGGAAAUGGAAGGACUAACAGUACAGAUGGAUAGCAAUAAAAACUGUACCAUAGAGGCACAGAAUAAGUUAGAGGAAAAACUAAAAGAAAUGAAGGAACCUAUUCAAGAAAGAUCAAGUGUAAUAUAUUAUGAAAAUAAAUGGAACUGGAUGGAAUAUGGGGAAAAAUGCACCAAAUUAUUUUUUAAUCUUCAACAUAGAAAUGCUACCCAUACAAUAAGGGGAUCUGCUAUGUUUUUAUGUCAGAAAAAGUAAGUUAUAAAUUAUUCUAUCCUAGUUAAAAACAAGUUAUCACCCGAUAGGCUUUGGUAAAAUUUUCAAUAUCCUCGCCCAUAUGGAAAUUCUGUAAGAGUAAUGUAUAUGCCAAUUUAUUUGAUGGUCCGACCACAUUCUGUCCUCUAUCAACACUGUUUAAACUUUUGGUGCCAGCGAGAAUGACAUAAGAAAGUAGUCAAGACGACUAUCUUGAUUGAGCCUCCGCCAUGUAUAUCUCACUAGGUCAGGAUAUUUAAGCCUCCAUAUAUCAAACAAUAUAUCCAUGACAUUCGUGAAUUCCUUAAGUGCAUGCGGGAGAUAGUUUGUAGUGUGAUUUCCUUUACGGUCCAUUGAGGUUUUUAAACCGUAUUAUAAUCUCCCACCAUAAUAAUAGAGUCUUGUAUUGCUUGUAGGUUUGAUCAAUUAUUAUAUUUUCAAAGAAGCAUGGAUCAUCAUUAUUUGGGCUGUAUAGAUUAAUGAGCCAUAUCUGUUUAUGGUCCAAUAACAUAUUUAAAAUCAUCCAUCUACCUUGCCGAUCUGUUUGGACAGUUUGCACAUUCGGAUCAAAAUUAUUGUUAAUUAAUAUCAUCACCCCUUUUGAGUUUCUUUCCCCAUGGGAUAAGUAUAUUUGCCCCCCCCCACCCCCCCACCCCCCAGUCCUUCUCCACACAACUUCAUCUAAAAUUGUCGAAUGAGUUUCCUGUAAACCUCGUCCUCACCUCGACUUGUAUUGUAUAUAGUUAUAAAAAAAUAUAUACAGUACCAGUCAAAAGAUUGGACACAGCUACUCAUUUAUUUGUACUAUUUUCUACAUUGUAGAAUAAUAGUGAAGACGUCAAACCUAUGAAAUAACACAUAUGGAAUCAUGUAGUAACCAAAAACAUGUUAAACAAAUCAAAAUAUUUUAUAUUUGAGAUUCUUCAAAGUAGCCACUCUUUGCCUUGAUGACAGCUUUGCACACUCUUGGCACUCUCUCAACCAGCUUCAUGAGGUAGUCACCUGGAAUGCAUUUCAAUUAACAGGUGUGCCUUGUUAAAAGUUAAUUUGUGGAAUUUCUUUCCUUAAUGCGUUUGAGCCAGUCAGUUGUGUUGUGACAAGGUAGGGUUGGUAUAUGGAAGAUGGCCCUAUUUGGUAAAAGACCAAGUCCAUAUUAUGGCAAGAACAGCAUAAAGGCCCCGUGUAGCUCAGUUGGUAGAGCAUGGAGCUUGCAAUGCCAGGGUUGUGGGUUUGUUUCCCACGGGGGGCCAGUAUGAAAAUGUAUGCACUCACUAACUGUAAGUCGCUCUGGAUAAGAGCGUCUGCUAAAUGACUAAAAUGUAAAAAUGUGAAAUAAAUAAGCAAAGAGAAACGACAGUCCAUCGUUACUAUAAGACAUGAAGGUCAGUCAAUCCGGAAACUUUCAAGAACUUUGAAAGAUUCUUCAAGUGCAGUCGCAAAAACCAUCAAGCGCUAUGAUGAAACUGGCUCUCAUGAGGACCGCCAAAGGAAAGGAAGACCCAGAGUUACCUCUGCUGCAGAGGAUAAGUUUAUUAGAGUUACCAGCCUCAGAAAUCGGCAAUUAACUGCACCUCAGAUUGCAGCCCAAAUAAAUGCUUCACAGAGUUCAAGUAACAAACAUAUCUCCACAUCAACUGUUCAGAGGAUACUGCGUGAAUCAGGCCUUCAUGGUCAAAUUGCUGCAAAGAAACCACUACUAAAGGACACCAAUAAGAAGAAGAUACUUGCUUUGGUCAAGAAACAUGAGCAAUGGACAUUAGACCGGUGGAAAUGUGUCCUUUUGGUCUGGAGUCCAAAUGUGAGAUUUUUAUUUCCAACUGCCGUGUCUCUGUGAGACGCAGAGUAGGUGAACGGAUGAUCUCCGCAUGUGUGGUUCCCACCGUGAAGCAUGGAGGAGGAGGUGUGAUGGUGUGGGGGUGCUUUGCUGGUGACACUGUCUGCGAUUUAUUUAGAAUUAAAGGCACACUUAACCAUCAUGGCUAGCACAGCAUUCUGCAGCGAUAUGCCAGCCCAUAUGGUUUGCGCUUAGUGGGACUAUUAUUUGUUUUUCAACAGGACAAUGACCCAAAACACACCUCCAGGCUGUGUAAGGGCUAUUUGACCAAGAAGAAGAGUGAUGGAGUGCUGCAUCAGAUGACCUGGCCUCCACAAUCACCUGACCUCAACCCAAUUGAGAUGGUUUGGGAUGAGUUGGACCGCAGAGUGAAGGAAAAGCAGCCAACAAGUGCUCAGCAUAUGUGGGAACUCCUUCAAGACUGUUGGAAAAGCAUUCCAGGUGACUACCUCAUGAAGGUGGUUGAGGGAAUGCCAAGAGUGUGCAAAGCUGUCAUCAAGGCAAAGGGUAGCUAUUUGAAGAAUAUAAAAUUUAUUUUGAAUUGUUUAACACUUUUUUUGGUUACUACAUUAUUCCAUAUGUGUUAUUUCACAGUUUUGAUGUCUACACUAUUAUUCUGCAAUGUAGAAAAUAGUAAAAAUAAAGAAAAACCCUUGAAUAAGUAGGUGUGUGUAAACAUUUGACUGGUACUGUAUAUUUAAAAAAUCUUGCGUAUCUUAAUUUCCACAAUUAACUAAUAAUAUGCGUAAUCAUGUAGGCAGUUCAUGCGAAGGAUUGUUACCUAUGGCCAGGAUUGGCAAGCAAUUAUUAUUUUAGCAAACAUAAUUACCCCAUACAACACUCGACCCCUUUCCCCCCACAAACAACCACAAGCUCAGAUGUUCAAAUGUUGUUCCAUCCCCGAGCCCAAGUCAACAAUUGACUUGAUGUGCGAAUUCAUAUGCAGUUGCAGCUGUUUGAGAAGGCAUGCAAAAUUAAGCAUAAAUUGGUAGAUUUGAUUAACCAAUGUCAAGUCCUAGCUGAUGGAGAUCAGAUACACCCCCUUCCCCUGAAACACACACAUGCUGGUCCCCCGUUGUGACCAUUUUCCUAAGCAACUCUGUGCAUUCAGACCUUUGAUUAUUUUGUGCAACCAGGGCCACAAUAAUUUGCCCCCUCUCUGAUUGUCCGAGUGACCCCCUCCCCAUGCGUUACUGCAGCUAGUGUUGCCAGCACUGCCACUACCUGGAUGGUGGCACCCCACCGGAAUUCCCACCGGCUAGGUACAAGGAUGUCAAGGUUCUCAUUAGCAGCUUUGAGAAAUUCUUUGUAUAUUAUGCUCACCCAUCAGGGGGCUUUGGCUUUGUAGGACCAACCCUGCCAGGCAGGCUCAGAAUCUUGAGGGGGCGGUGCUGCUUUAGUGGGUCUCUGACCGCAUUUAUCGUUCUGUUUUGGCUGUGAAUAGGCUACUUGCAGUAGGCCCAUAAAACAGAUAAGGAUGUCACCUUAGUGUAUGGGUCGCUCAGGUGGGUGUCUAGGGUAUAGGGUUGGGGACCGUUCCAUCAUGAUAGGACAAUAAAUAAAUAAACUAUAUUUAAAAUUAAUUUAUAAAUGUAUUUCCCAUAUCUGCACAAAAUUGAAAGCUCUCUCACAACCCCUGCUCGCGCACACGCAUGGGCUCUGGGAUUUGCAACCAUUUUCCUUUUUCACUCACUUAACUCCACACUUUUCCAAACACAAAAACGUACACCCCACCUUCCAUCACUACACCCGCACAUACCCACAUACUGUGCCUAUAUGUCCUCUAUUUGCUAUGUUUUUAUCCCUACCAUGUUGAUUCUGAGUACUUUUGUGUUCCAGUUCCUUAUAUUUUAAGAUGUAUUAUUUAGCUAAUUAUCCUUUCUUCUAAUGCUGUCUUAUCUAUUUAUAAAAUACUAUAAAUAGAAAGUCAAAUGCAAAUAAUUUUACAACAUUCCUUAUCUUGAAUGGUAUAGUGUAGUUUAUUUAUUUAUCAAUUGGUGUAGUUUGUUUUCCUAUAUAUUUUGAUAUGACAAUCCCUACCAUGUAUAGGAUUGGGUGUUCUAUUAUUCGACUCCUCUAUGGGAAUUUUGUAAUAUUUUGAAUAGCCAUGGAGUAGUCUUGGUGUCUCGGAACAUUUGGUUAUCAAUAUAUAGUUUAUCGACUACAAGAGCUAUACAUUUCCCUUUUAAUCUAUUCUCCUUGAAGAGUGGGUACAGAACUUUGCGCCAUUCUGCAAUUUCCUUCGGGAAUCGCACUCCACUCUGCCCUUUCCCACCUGGACAAAAGGAACACCUAUAUGAGAAUGCUGUUCAUUGACUACAGCUCAGCGUUCAACACCAUAGUGCCCACAAAGCUUAUCACUAAGCUAAGGACCCUGGGACUAAACACCUCCCUCUGCAACUGGAUCCUGGACUUCCUGACGGGCCGCCCCCAGGUGGUAAGUGUAGGCAACAACACAUCUGCCACGCUGAUCCUCAACACGGGGGCCCCUCAGCGGUGCGUGCUUAGUCCCCUCCUGUACGCCCUGUUCACCCACGACUGCGUGGCCAAGCACGACUCCAACACCAUCAUUACGUUUGCUGACGACACAACGGUGGUAGGCCUGAUCACCGACAACGAUAAGACAGCCUAUAGGGAGGAGGUCAGAGACCUGACAGUGUGGUGCCAGGACAAAAACCUCUCCCUCAACGUGAGCAAGACAAAGGAGAUGAUCGUGGACUAUAGGAAAAGGAGGGCCGAACACGCCCCCAUUAACAUCGACGGGGCUGUAGUGGAGCGGGUCGAGAGUUUUUCCAGUUCCUUUGGUGUCCACAUCACCAACAAACUAUCAUGGUCCAAACACACCAAGACAGUCGUGAAGAGGGCACGACAACGCCUUAUCCCCCUCAGGAGACUGCAAAGAUUUGGCUUGGGUCCCCAGAUCCUCAAAAGGUUAUACAGCUGCACCAUCGAGAGCAUCCUGACCGGUUGCAUCACCGCCUGGUAUGGCAACUGCUCGGCAUCCGACCAUAAGGCGCUACAGAGGGUAGUGCAUACAGCCCAGUACAUCACUGUGGCCAAGCUUCCUGCCAUGCAGGACCUAUUACUAGGCGUGUCAGAGGAAGGCCCAAAAAAUGGUCAAAGACUCCAGUCACCCAAGUCAUAGACUAACCCUUACCGCACGGGAUGCGGUACCGGAGCGCCAAGUCUAGGUCCAAAAGGCUCCUUAACAGCUUCUAACCCCAAGCCAUAAGACUGCUGUACAAUUAACAAAUCGCCACCCGGACUAUUUGCAUUGAGACCCCCCACCUUUGUUUUUAUAUUGCUGCUACUCGCUGUUUAUUGUCUAUGCAUAGUUACUUUACCCCUACCUACAUGUACAAAUUACCUCAACUAAGUUGUACCCCCGCACAUUGACUCGGUACCGGUACCCCCUGUAUAUAGCCUCAUUAUUAAUUUUUUACUUUAGUUUAUUGAGUAAAUAUUUUCUUAACUUUAUUUUCUUAACUGCAUUGUUGGUUAAGGGCUUGUAAGUAAGCAUUUCACGGCGCAUGUGACAUGUUGUAUUCGGCGCAUGUGACAAAUACAAUUUGAUUUGAUUUGAACUGAUCAUUCAUGCCUAUUUUCGUUCCAGCGAGUCCUUUAACAUUUACAUUUUAGUCAUUUAGCAGACGCUCUUAUCCAGAGUACAUACAUUUUCAUACUGGCCCCCCGUGGGAAACGAACCCACAACCCUGCAGUUGCAAGCGCCAUGCUCUACCAACUGAGCUACAGGGGACUUUUAACCAUUAUUUUAUCUUUGAAGAAUGCAAAUUUGGCAAAGAUUGGGCGCUCAUAUCUCUCUCCUCUCUGUCCGAAAUGGUGUACACGUUUGAGUUGGAUUUUGUCGACAGCAACCACAGGGAUCUGUAGCAAUGUAAGAAAUAAUUAUUUCAUCACACUUUCAGGAUAUUCCCCCUCUUUUUCUUUGAUACCAGUAAGUACCAGAUUUUCUCUCAUAGAUCUAGUCUGUGUGUCAAGUGAGGCUUCUCUCAGAAACAUGUUCUCCUUUUUAAGUUCAUUAACGUCCGUUUCAAUCUUAUUGACUGUACCUUUUAGCUUGUUUCUUUCUUUCUCCGUUGUCGCAGCUUUUUCGUCACUCAUCUCGAGGCUCGCCUUCAACUCCUUUUAUAUCUUUGCUGACGAAUUCAAGUAUGUCCAGUUCAUCAUUUAUCGACUUCAACAGAUCGGUUUCCACCCUUACCAUUCCCGGUGGUAAAAAGCAUAAAUCGUCUGUAUUCGUCAAGGAGUCGCUUUUUCUUCUGGGGAUUGGUUCUCCAUGUUUACUCUCUGUCAUGUUUGGGUGUUGUUUGUUUUGGUAAUAUCGGUUGAUACAUUUCUCUAGCCUUAUAAUUUGUUUUGUGUUGUUAUCCAGAUUGAAGGUUAUUACCCACGAGUAUGUGGAGUGAAGUGCUAAUAUUUAGUCUAACUUACAGAUAUUGAAUAUUAUGUUUUUUAUCUUGAGGCGAUCUGCACUUCUGUGUUCAGUCCGCCAUCUUACCUCCCUGCUGAUUCUGCCUGCUGGUAUUCAAACGUACCUGAUGGAUGCGCGUAAUAUACAUAAUAUAAGCAUAUACAAUUUCAGUAGCACAUGUCUUAGAGUGAUGGACUCCACAAUGGAUUAGUCCACUCAGACAGGUGCGAAUCAGACAGGUGUCUUGUACACAAUGAAAAAAAUAAUUUGUUUAUACUACUGCUCGACAAAAUAAAUCUCGGACGACCAACAGCCUAUCGACCAAACAAUCGACCAUUCGACUAAAUGGAGUCAGCCCUAAUUUGUUCAAACACAAUUCUCCCCAUCAGUUUACUAAAAAAAGGCAUCAAACUGAUUGUGUGGCUGUUAGAGCCAGCAAAGGGUUCUUUACUAUUUUUAGGUAGUGGAAGUACUUUAGCUUCCUUCCACGCCUGUGGACACAAACUCCUUUAGGCUUUGGUUAAAGACAUGGCAAAUAGGGGUGGCAAUAGUCUGCUACCAUUCUCAAUAGUUUUCGAUCUAAGUUGUAUAUACCUGGUGGCUUAUCAUUUAUUGAUGGAUAACAACUGUUUAUCCACCUCUUACAUAAAAACUUGACAAAAUUCAAAACGCAAUCCUUCUCUUUCCUUAUUAGAUCUUUAAUACACAAAUAUGAUGGUUCACUGAUAAAUGUUGUCAUUUUACUUAUCAGUUUGUCCACUUUAACAGCUGGAAUAGUCAUUUAAAUGACUGGCUAUGUCAAAAGAUUUUGUUAUAAAUGACCCAUCAACUUCAAUGAACGAUGAAGAUGAAUUGGGUUUCUGCCCAUAAUAUCACUUAAGGUGCUCCAAAGUAUUUUAUUAUAGUUUUUUAUGUCAAUUAUCUUGUUUUAAUAAUAUAAUUUUGUUUAGUCACACAUUUUCUAAAUUGACAGUAUGUGAACCAAUCAGCUGAGCAACCUGACUUGUUAGAUACCUUUUUUUGCAUAAUUUAUUUGAACCAUACCAUUUUUUUAAUUAAUCAUCGAUCCAGGGGGCUCUAACAGUUCUCACAGUUAGUUUCUUAAAAGGUGCAUGUUGUCAACAAUUGACAAUAAUAAUUGUACAAAUACUCCAAGUGCUGUAUCUGGAUUCUCCUCCUUAUACUCCUCCAGGUGACCAUCGUUGACACAGGGGUGAGGGGGAUGAUUGCUGUUGGCCUGGUGCCUCAGUACUACAAGCUGGACCAUCAGCCUGGCUGGCUCCCGCACUCAGUGGCCUACCAUGCUGACGAUGGCAAGUAUGUGUCGGGCCCCUUCUUAGCUCUAAAAAAUAUGUUUCUCCACGCUCUAAAAUCUCCUCUGUUUCAAACAAAGUUUUGAAUAUAGCUCAACAUUCCAGCAUCAGUUUGGGAUAACGUCAAUGGUAUAGUCUAAAAGGGAAAAUAGAAAUAGGUUUAAUGUUACUCAAAAUGAAAGAAUAACAGAUUUAUUUUGAACGUUCCACAUCACCACUUUAUGAACAUUUGACUUAAGUUGAGAAUCACUACUGGGCCUUGUGUUGUGAAGACUUACAAUCAGGUCUAUAAUUAUUGGCACCCUUGAUAAAGAUGAGCACAAAAUACUGUAUAAAAUAAAUAAUGCAAAUACUGAACUACAUUGUAUGCUCCAAAAAAUUGGGAAAUUAUAUUUUUUUAUACUAAUACAAUUGCUCAAAGAAAGAGAUUUCGUAUAACAAGUAAUCAAAAAAGAUGGUUUCAAUACUCUAGCACCCUCCCCUUGCGAGGAUAACGACACUGAGCCUUUUUCUAAAAUGUUUUAUGGUUUUUUCAGAUCCUUGAUAUCCUUCGUCUGCUCUUAUGGACUGCCCUCUUCAAUUCAAUCCAAAGGUUUUCAAUGGGGUUUGGAGACCGAGAUGGCUAUUGCAAAGUGUUGCUUUUAGGGCUGUCCCCGACAAAAAAAUCUUGGUCGACCAAGAUUGGUCGAAAUGUUUACAAUUAUUUUCCAUAUAUAGACAGACACACCCUAUGUGUUUGAAUAAAACCAACUACAUAUGCACUGAGCUUGUUUGAUGCUUUAAGCACACUGUUUGAUUAAAUAAUAUAAGACACACAAAUGACAGUUUAAAAAAAUGACAGCGUGUGCCUGUGUGACUGGAGCACGAUGUCUCCCUCUCCUCCCUACUGCGGAGAAAAGGCACCACAGCAAGUGUUUAUUGUGCUGUCUGUGGUGAAGCUCCCGAGUGGCGCAGUGGUCUAAGGCACUGUAUUGCAGUGCUAGCUGUGCCAUUAGAGAUCCUGGUUUGAAUCCAGGCUCUGUCGUAGCCGGCCGCGACUGGUAGACCCAUGGGGCGGCGCACAAUUGGCCCAGCGUCGUCCAGGAUAGGGGAGGGAAUGGCCGGCAGGGAUGUAGCGCAGUUGGUUGAGCAUGGCGUUUGCAACGCCAGGGUUGUGGGUUCGAUUAUGUUACCGAAAUCCAUCAUUUGUUUAGGAAAAACAUUCCCUAUUCCCUCAACCCUUACUCUUUGUACGUGAAACAUGUUGCAUGCACGUGACCAAUGGGGCCUGACCUAUAGCCUAUCAUAAUCACCUCCAAUAAAUUGGUUAUAACAAACUCCAAACACAGUAAUGUCGACAGCUAAAUGAAUGCAGAGGACAUGAAAAAGAAACUUGAAGCAGGCGAAUGUUUACUGGUUGCUCAGGAGGGAAAGGGGAAGUCAGAUCUGUGGAAGACAUUUGACUUCGUUGUGGAAAUUACUGGAGAUCAAGAAAAAGGAGGGUAUAGGAGCAAGUGUUGCGUGAGUAUUAUGUGUGCAAACAGUUGCUGUUAGAUUACAAUAUCAUAUUAGAAAUCUCCUUGCUUUCGAAAGAAAAGCAAUUUUUUUUGUCCAUUAAAAUAACAUCAAAUUGAUCAGAAAUACAGUGUAGACAUUGUUAUAUCUACAUAGGCGUACAGAGGCCCAUUAUCAGCAACCAUCAGUCCUGUGUUCCAAUGGCAUGUUGUGUUUGCUAAUCCAAGUUUAUCAUUUUAAAAGGCUAAUUGAUCAUUAGAAAACCCUUUUGCAAUUAUGCUAGCACAGCUGAAAACUGUUGUGCAGAUUAAAGAAGCAAUAAAACUGGCCUUCUUGAGACUAGUUGAGUAUCUGGAACAUCAGCAAAUGUGGGUUCGAUUACAGGCUCAAAAUGGCCAGAAACAAAUAACUUUCUUCUGAAACUCAUCAGUCUAUUCUUGUUCUGAGAAAUGAAGGCUAUUCCAUGCGAGAAAUUGCCAAGAAACUGAAGAUCUCGUACAGCGCUGUGUACUACUCCCUUCACAGAACAGAGCAAACUGGCUCUAACCAGAAUAGAAAGAGGAGUGGGAGGCCCCGGUGCACAACUGAGCAAGAGGACAAAUACGUUAGUGUCUAGUUUGAGAAACAGGCGCCUCACAGGUCCUCAACUGGCAGCUUCAUUACAUAGUACCCGCAAAUCACCAGUCUUAACGUCAACAGUGAAGAGGCGACUCCGGGAUGCUGACCUUCUAGGCAGAGUUGCAAAGAAAAAGCCAUAUCUCAGACAGACCAAUAAAAAUAAAAUAUUAAGAUGGGCAGUCUGAGACUGGUGUUUGAUGAUCAUAAUAAUAAUUGUAAUAACAAUAAGAAGGAGAUCAAGAAAAAUGAGGGUAUAGGAGCGAGAGCUGUGUGCAUAUUAUGUGUGACAAACAAGUGCUGUUAGAUGACUAUUAUUUUUCUGCCUGUUUGGAACAGUGUAAACAACACUAAAUAAAGUAUAAGUAAUACCAGUCUGUUCUAACAAAAAUAUAUGUUUAAAGCCUUUAUUACAGCAUAACAAAUAUUAAAAACAGCCAGAUCUGUGAAAUUGCUUUAUCCGACAUUUUGUCGUUGCGUGAGGCUUGGUGCUCACGGAAUCAGUAGGCUAUUAAACAAACACUCAAACAGGCAACAGAAGCAAGAUCGGUCUUAUUUCUGCAGAUAUAUAUGGGUGAUUUAUAAAGCCAGGCACAUUUGAGCAAUUAGGCUAUUGAUUAUAGACCUAAUUAAGUUGGGGGUUUGUGCUCUCCUCAAUUUUCUUAGACAAUUAGGCUAAGCCCUAUUUGCACAGGACUAGUAUUACUAGAGAACGUUGGUUAUGUCAUUAUUACCCCAGAAUGUCCGUUAUUCCAGAGGACAAUUCGGACGGGAUUCGUUUUUUCCAAACUUUUUUUUAUUCCAAUAAAUUGACAGUUAUGACCGAAGCCUGGAGGUUCUAGGCCUGAAGAUAUUUCAACAAGUCCAGGCGAUAACAGGGCUACACUGAUAACUCCAGCUUGGUUCCCAAGUUUCUAAACCAUACCAAACCGUCUUUGGUAUAGUGUCGCCAUAAUAUUUGAAUUGAGGAAGUGUGAUCAUAAUCAUUAGGAUAUUUUAGCGAUCCGCAGUAGACGUCCUAAAUACCCCCCAUUAAUAGGCACAAUAUUCUUUACUGAUGCACUUGCCAAUAUUCAAUUCAUAUGAACAAAAGCAUUGACUGUGAAAGUUGAUACAUGUAGGCCCUUCAUAUAUAGGUUAUGCGCAGCACUUCAUUUAAUUUAUCGACUCAGUAAUUGUUUUUGUACUCAAAUUGUGAACAUCACCUGUCAAACUCAGACAUUUCUCUCAAAACACAGGGAUGUCGAUUCACACGGGACUAGUAUUAUCAGAGGACCUUGGAGUUUGCAAAAAAACAGUAGGUUAUUCUGGCUUUAAUUGUGACUCUCCUACCAUGUACAAAUUACUGACAUGGCAGAUUUGGACAGGACUAAAAUGACAGAUGUGGUGUUUUGUGCUUGUGCACAUAAUUACAUUACCCGACCACCCCCAGUAAAACAAAUCCCGUCUGAAUAGGGCUUUAGGCAAGGGGUGUUUCCUCUUCUCUGCUGCCUCCGCGGCAUUGUUCUCAAUGCCAAUAUGCUGGUUAAUUUUGCUAUUAUGCACAUACAGUGACUUGCGAAAGUAUUCACCCCCCUUGAUAUUUUUCCUAUUUUGUUGCCUUACAACCUGGAAUUAAAAUUGAUUUUUUGGGUGGGUUUUAUCAUUUGAUUUACACAACAUGCCUACCACUUUGAAGAUGCAAAAUAUGUUUUAUUGUAAAACAAACAAGAAAUAAGACAAAAAACAGAGCUUGAGCAUGCAUAAAUAUUCACCCCCCCAGAGUCAAUACUUUGUAGAGCCACCUUUUGCAGCAAUUACAGCUGCAAGUCUCUUGGGGUAUGUCUCUAUAAGGUUGGCACAUCUAGCCACUGGGAUUCUUGCACAUUCUUCAAGGCAAAACUGCUCCAGCUCCUUCAAGUUGGAUGGGUUCCGCUGGUGUACAGCAAUCUUUAAGUCAUACCACAGAUUCUCAAUUGGAUUGAGGUCUGGGCUUUGACUAGGCCAUUCCAAUACAUUUAAAUGUUACCCCUUAAACCACUCAAGUGUUGCUUUAGCAUUAUGCUUAGGGUCAUUGUCCAGCUGGAAGGUGAACCUCCGUCCCAGUCUCAAAUCUCUGGAAGACUGAAACAGGUUUCCCUCAAGAAUUUCCCUGUAUUUAGCGCCAUCCAUCAUUCCUUCAAUUCUGACCAGUUUCCCAGUCCCUGCUGAUGAAAAACAUCCCCACAGCAUGAUGCUGCCAUCACCAUGCUUCACUGUAGGAAUGGUGUUCUCGGGGUGAUGAGAGGUGUUGGGUUUGCGCCAGACAUAGCGUUUUCCUUGAUGGCCAAAAAGCUCAAUUUUAGUCUCAUCUGACCAGAAUACCUUCUUCCAUAUGUUUGGGGAGUCUCCCACAUGGCUUUUGGUGAACACCAAACGUGUUUGCUUAUUUAUUUUCUUUAAGCAAUGGCUUUUUUCUGGCCACUAUUCCAUGAAGCCCAGCUCUGUGGAGUGUACGGCUUAAAGUGGUCCUAUGGACAGAUACUUCAAUCUCUACUGUGGAGCUUUGCAGCUCCUUCAGGAUUUUUAAUGAAUUUAUUUGCAAAUUAUGGUGGAAAAUAAGUAUUUGGUCACCUACAAACAAGCAAGAUUUCUGGCUCUCACAGACCUGUAACUUCUUCUUUAAGAGGCUCCUCUGUCCUCCACUCGUUACCUGUAUUCAUGGAACCUGUUUGAACUUGUUAUCAGUAUAAAAGACACCUGUCCACAACCUCAAACAGUCACACUCCAAACUCCACUAUGGCCAAGACCAAAGAGCUGUCAAAGGACACCAGAAACAAAAUUGUAGACCUGCACCAGGCUGGGACGACUGAAUCUGCAAUAGGUAAGCAGCUUGGUUUGAAGAAAUCAACUGUGGGAGCAAUUAUUAGGAAAUGGAAGACAUACAAGAACAUUUACAUUACAUUUUAGUCAUUUAGCAGACGCUCUUAUCCAGAGCGACUUACAGUUAGUGAAUACAUACUUUUUUUUAUACUGGCCCCCCGUGGGAAUCGAACCCACAACCCUGGCGUUGCAAACGCCAUGCUCUAUCAACUGAGCUACAUCCCUGCCGGCCAUUCCCUCCCCUACCCUGGACGACGCUGGGCCAAUUGUGCGCCGCCCAUGAGUCUACCGGUCGCGGCCGGCUGCGACAGAGCCUGGAUCUCUAGUGGCACAGUUAGCACUGCGAUGCAGUGCCUUAGACCACUGCGCCACUCAGGAGAACUGAUAAUCUCCCUCGAUCUGGGGCUCCACGCACGAUCUCACCCCGUAGGGUCAAAAUGAUCACAAGAACGGUGAGCAAAAAUCCCAGAACCACACGGGGGGACCUAGUGAAUGACCUGCAGAGAGCUGGGACCAAAGUAAAAAAGCCUACCAUCAGUAACACACUACGCCGCCAGGGACUCAAAUCCUGCAGUGCCAGACGUGUCCCUCUGCUUAAGCCAGUACAUGUCCAGGCCCGUCUGAAGUUUGCUAGAGUGCAUUUGGAUGAUCCAGAAGAGGAUUGGGAGAAUGUCAUAUGGUCAGAUGAAACCAAAAUAGAACUUUUUGGUAAAAACUCAACUCGUCGUGUUUGGAGGACAAAGAAUGCUGAGUUGCAUCCAAAGAACACCAUACCUACUGUGAAGCAUGGGGGUGGAAACAUCAUGCUUUGGGGCUGUUUUUCUGCAAAGGGACCAGGACGACUGAUCCGUGUAAAGGAAAGAAUGAAUGGGGCCAUGUAUCAUGAGAUUUUGAGUGAAAACCUCCUUCCAUCAGCAAGGGCAUUGAAGAUGAAAUGUAGCUGGGUCUUUCAGCAUGACAAUGAUCCCAAACACACCGCCCGGGCAACGAAGGAGUGGCUUCGUAAGAAGCAUUUCAAGGUCCUGGAGUGGCCUAGCCAGUCUCCAGAUCUCAACCCCAUAGAAAAUCUUUGGAGGGAGUUGAAAGUCUGUGUUGCCCAGCGACAGCCCCAAAACAUCACUGCUCUAGAGGAGAUCUGCAUGGAGGAAUGGGCCAAAAUACCAGCAACAGUGUGUGAAAACCUUGUGAAGACUUACAGAAAACGUUUGACCUGUGUCAUUGCCAACAAAGGGUAUAUAACAAAGUAUUGAGAAACUUUUGUUAUUGACCAAAUACUUAUUUUCCACCAUAAUUUGCAAAUAAAUUCAUAAAAAAUCCUACAAUGUGAUUUUCUGGAUUUAUUUUUCUGAUUUUGUCUGUCAUAGUUGACGUGUACCUAUGAUGAAAAUUACAGGCCUCUCUCAUCUUUUUAAGUGGGAGAACUUGCACAAUUGGUGGCUGACUAAAUACUUUUUUCCCCCACUGUACAUGGGUAGCAUACCUGAAUAAUGAGCCAGUCAUUGGGUUCCAUCUGUCAGCUUGUCCCCUUGUGUGUUGGGUUUGAUGUGCUUAUAGAAGAAGUAUUGAGCUUCCUUGGCAGUGGAAAAUUAGUGUGUUGUGUUCUGAAAGGUGAAGAUGAGUUUUGCCAGGUGGAUGAAGCCGCAUCUCAGGUUUAGCUUGUGUAGCUGGGAUCUCACCGUGUUUUUUCUUCUUCUUUUUUCUUUUUUUCCCUCUCAAAUCAAAUCACAUUUUAUUUGUCACGUACACAUGUUUAGCAGAUGUUAUUGCGGGUGUAGCGACAUGCUUGUGCUUCUAGCUCCGACAGUGCAGUAAUAUCUAACAAGUAAUAUCUAACAAUUUCACAACAUAUACAGUGAGGGGGAAAAAGUAUAUGAUCCCCUGCUGAUUUUGUACGUUUGCCCACUGACAAAUAAAUAAUCAGUCUAUAAUUUUAAUGGUAGGUUUAUUUGAACAGUGAGAGACAGAAUAACAACAAAAAAAUCCAGAAAAACGCAUGUCAAAAAUGUUCUAAAUAGAUUUUUUAUUUUAAUGAGGGAAAUAAGUAUUUGACCCCCCUCUCAAUCAGAAAGAUUUCUGGCUCCCAGGUGUCUUUUAUACAGGUAACGAGCUGAGAUUAGGAGCACACUCUUAAAGGGAGUAUUCCUAAUCUCAGUUUGUUACCUGUAUAAAAGACACCUGUCCACAGAAGCAAUCAAUCAGAUUCCAAACUCUCCACCAUGGCCAAGACCAACGAGCUCUCCAAGGAUGUCAGGGACAAGAUUGUAGACCUACACAUGGCUGGAAUGGCCUACAAGACCAUCGCCAAGCAGCUUGGUGAGAAGGUGACAACAGUUGGUGCGAUUAUUCACAAAUGGAAGAAACACAACAGAACUGUCAAUCUCCCUCGGCCUGGGGCUCCAUGCAAGAUCUCACCUCGUGGAGUUGCAAUGAUCAUGAGAACGGUAAGGAAUCAGCCCAGAACUACACGGGAGGAUCUUGUCAAUGAUCUUGUCAAUGAUCCGGUUACAGUGUAAACGGUGUGAAAUGGCUAGCUAGUUAGUGGUUUCAAUUGGUGACGUCACUCGCUCUGAGACAUUGAAGUAGUUGUUUCCCUUGCUCUGCAAGGGCCGCGGCUUUUGUGGAGCGACGGGUAACGGCGCUUCGAGGGUGACUGUUGUCGAUGUGUGCAGAGGGUCCCUGGUUCGAGCCCAGUUAGGGGCGUGGAGAGGGAUGGAUGCAACACUGUUACACUGGAAACAUAGUCACCAAGAAAACAAUUGGUAACACACUACGCCGUGAAGGACUGAAAUCCUGCAGUACCCGCAAGGUCCCCCUGCUCAAGAAAGCACAUAUACAGGCCCGUUUGAAGUUUGCCAAUGAACAUCUGAAUGAUUCAGAGGAGAACUGGGUGAAAGUGUUGUGGUCAGAUGAGACCAAAAUCGAGCCGUGUUUGGAGGAGGAGGAAUGCUGCCUAUGACCCCAAGAACACCAUCCCCACCGUCAAACAUGGAGGUGGAAACAUUAUGCUUUGGGGGUGUUUUUCUGCUAAGGGGAGAACUUCACCGCAUCAAAGGGACGAUGGACGGGGCCAUGUACCGUCAAAUCUUGGGUGAGAACCUCCUUCCCUCAGCCAGGGCAUUGAAAAUGGGUCGUGAAUGGGUAUUCCAGCAUGAAAAUGACCCAAAACACACGGCCAAGGCAACAAAGGAGUGGCUCAAAAAUAAGCACAUUAAGGUCCUGGAGUGGCCUAGCCAGUCUCCAGACCUUAAUCCCAUAGAAAAUCUGUGGAGGGAGCUGAAGGUUCGAGUUGCCAAACGUCAGCCUCGGAACCUUAAUGACUUGGAGAAGAUCUGCAAAGAGGAGUGGGACAAUAUCCUCCUGAGAUGUGUGCAAACCUGGUGGCCAACUACAAGAAACGUCUGACCUCUGAUUGCCAACAAGGGUUUUGCCACCAAGUACUAAGUCAUGUUUUGCAGAGGGGUCAAAUACUUAUUUCCCUCAUUUUAAAAUGCAAAUCAAUUUAUAACAUUUUUGACAUGCGUUGUUGUGGAUUUUUUUGUUGUUAUUCUGUCUCUCACUGUUCAAAUAAACCUACCAUUAAAAUUAUAGACUGAUCAUGUCUUUGUCAGUGGGCAAACGUACAAAAUCAGCAGGGGAUCUUCUUCCCUGCAUAGGUCAGACCCCCAGAUUCGUUCCGGAAAGGACCUAUACGGUUCGCAAUGUUAAUCAGCGGCAUGGGACCCAACUUCUCCUGCCCAAACAGUUCAUUGAAAAGAUUGCUCUUGAAAGAAGUUAGGUUUCCCGCUUCCAUACCAGUUUCAAUUCCUGUGACCCGCACAUUGAAUUUACGGGAAUGAUUUUCGAGUGAUUCCGUUUUCUCUGUUAGGAGUUUGAUUAUCCCUUCCAAUUUAGCUCGCGCCAUUUCCAGGUCAUGGAAUUGCACCGUUGUCGCAUUGGCUGUCUUCUUCACUUUACAAUUUGUUUGCAUAGGUAUCUACUUCAGCAUUGAGCACUACCAAUGAUUCAUUCACCGGUUUUAAUUGUAAGUCGAGGGCAGGGGUAAUCUCCUCAUGAACAAUCUCUCGUAUAGUAGCGGCCAGCUCUUUCUGUUGUCUGGUGUUGAGAGACGCCAUGUUCCCCCAGUUGAAUUGUGGAUGGAGAUAUUCUAGCUGCUGGAGCAUAAUAGACCUGCUAGUUAUUUCCUGUCACAAAAUGAGUGCCCCACACCUUAAUAUGAUGCUUAGUAUUGACAGGUUUUAGGAAAUAAGUCUGUUAAUUCAUAGUAAUUUGCAAAAGAAAGCCACCGGAACCGGUCUUGAUAUUAUUAUCUGAUGGACAACAAUUCCACAACAAUUCUUAAACCACAUCAGCAGACCACUUUUGAGGUCUGGGAACGAUCCAAAAAUAAAUCAAUUAGAGGGUGUAGUUGCCCUGUGCACCUAGCAAGAGUACUGGCUACAUGUGAUGGCAGAAUUUUCUAAAGAAAUGCUCCACACUUGAUGCGAACCUAGCGACCAAUACAAAUCUGUCAAUACAAAGGGUAGCAAAUGAAAGGGUUUUGGUCGCAGUCUCGAACCCUGGCAUGGAAAUUUUAGCCAAAAACCUGGUUGCCUCUGCCAGGAGGCUGACACUUGGUCGCAAGUGGAUCUUCCAGCAAGACAAUAACACCAAGCACACAUCAAAAUCCACAAAGAAAAGGUUAAUUGACCACAAAAUCAACAUUUUGCAAUGGCCAUCAGUCUCCGGACUUGAACCCCGUUGAAAACCUGUGGUUUGAAUUGAAGAGGGCAGUCCAUAAGCGCAGACAAAGCAUAUCAAGGAUCUAGAAAGAUUCUGUAUGAAGGAAUGGUCUAAAAUGUGUUUUCCAAUCUCAUAAAUCAUCUUAGAAAAAGGCUCAGUGUUGUUAAAAAUUGUAUGGUUGAGAGGGAUGAGGCAAAAGGAAUGGUAAAUAAGUCAGGCUGCACAACCGAUUGGCAAACAUACUGCAAAUUGAGAAAUCAUAUGACUAAACUGAAUAAAAAUGAGAAGAAACUACACUAUGAAACAAAGGUAAAUGACAUAAAGAAUAAUAGUAAAAAGCUUUGGAGCACCUUAAAUUAAAUUUUGGGCAGAAAGGCAAACUCAGCUCCAUCAUUCAUUGAAUCAGAUAGCUAAUUCAUCACAAAACCCACUGAUAUUGCCAAUUACUUUAAAUAUUUUUUCUUUUGCAAGAUCAGCAAAAUUAGGCAUGACAUGCCAGCAACAAACGCAGACACUACACAUUCAAGUAUAACUGAUCAAAUUAUGAAAGACAAGCAUUGUAAUUUUGAAGUCCGUAAAGUGAGUGUGGAAGAAGUUUUUUACAAAUAUUGUUGUCUAUCAACAAUGACAAGCCACCGAGUUCUGACAACUUGGAUGGAAAGUUACUGAGGAUAAUAGCGGACGAUAUUGCCACUCCUAUUUGCCAUAUCUUCAAUCUAAGCCUACUUGGACGUGUGUGCCCUCAGGCCUGGAGGGAAGCUCAAAUAGCCGACCAAUCAGCCUGUUACCAACCCUUAGUAUACUUUUGGAAAUAAUGGUGUUUGACCAGAUACAAUGCUAUUUUACUGUAAACAAAUUGACAACAGACUUUGAGCAUGCUUAUAGGGAAGGACAGUCAACAAGCACUUACACAAAUGACUGAUGAUUGGCUGAGAGAAAUUGAUGAUAAAAAGAUUGUGGGAGCUGUUUUGUUAGACUUCAGUGCGGCUUUUGACAUUAUCAAUCAUAGUCUGCUGAUGGAAAACGUAUGUGUUGUGGCUUUACACCCCCUGCUAUAUUGUGGAUAAAGAGUUACCUGUCUAACAGAACACAGAGGGUGUUCUUUAAUGGAAGCCUCUCCAACAUAAUCCAGGUAGAAUCAGGAAUUCCCCAGGGCAGCUGUCUAGGCCCCUUACUUUUUUCAAUCUUUACUAAUGACAUGCCACUGGCCUUGAGUAAAGCCAGGUGUGGCUAUGUAUGCGGAUGACUCAACACUAUACAUGUCAGCUUCUACAGCGAGUGAAAUAACUGCAACAUUUAAUAAAGAGCUGCAGUUAGUUUCAGAAUGGGAGGCAAGGAAUAAAUUAGUCCUAAAUAUAUCAAAAACUAAAAGCAUUGUAUUUGGGACAAAUCAUUCACUAAACCCUAAAACUCAACUGAAUCUUGUAAUACAUAAUGUGAAAAUUGAGCAAGUUGAGGUGAAACUGCUUGGAGUAACCCUGGAUUGUAAACUGUCAUGGUCAAAACAUGUUGAUACAACAGUAGCUAAAAUGGGGAGAAGUCUGUCCAUAAUAAAGCGCUGCUCUGCCUUUUUAACAACACUUAUCAACAAGGUAGGUCCUACAGGUUCUAGUUUUGUCGCACCUAGACUACUGUCCAGUCGUGUGGUCAGGUGCCACAAAGAGGGACCUCGGAAUAUCACAAUUGGCUCAGAGCAGGGCAGCACGGCUGGACCUUAAAUGUAAACGGAGAGCUAACAUUAAUAAUAUGCAUAUAAGUCUCAUGGCUCAAAGUGGAGGAGAGAUUGACUUCAUCACUACUUGUUUUUGUAAGAAGUGUUGACAUGCUGAAUGCACCGAAGUGUCAGUAUAAACUACUAGCACACAGCUCGGACACCCAUGCAUACCCCACAAGACAUGCCACCAAAGGUCUCUUCACAAUCCCCAAGUCAAGAACAGACUAUGGGAGGUGCACAGUACUACAUAGAACCAUGGCUACAUGUAACUCUAUUCCACAUCAGGUAACUGAUGCAAGCAGUAGAAUAAAAAAAGAAUAAUUACAAUAUAAAAUACUCCUUAUGGAACAGCGGGGACUGUGAAGAGACACACACAGACACACAUACACAUACAUGGAUGUUGUAUUGUACAUAUAUGGUAGUGGAGUAGUGGUCUGACGGAACACACUAAAUGUAUUGGGUAAAGUGUUAUGAAAUGUAAUGUCAUGUAAUAUUUUAAACUGUAUAUAAUAAUAUAAUAAUAAUAUGCCAUUUAGCAGACGCUUUUAUCCAAAGCGACUUACAGUCAUGCGUGCAUACAUUUUUGUGUAUGGGUGGUCCCGGGAAUCGAACCCACUACCUUGGCGUUACAAGCGCCGUGCUCUACCAGCUGAGCUACAGAGGACCACAUAUAUAACUGCCAAGGCAGCAGCUAAUGGGGAUCCUUUAAUAUAUACAAAAUACAAAGGGUAGGGUGCUGGAGUACUGAAAACAGGGGUGCCAAUAAUUCUGACCCCUAUCUUUUUUAGAUUUUGAAUGACUUUUUAAACAAAAUCUCUCUGAGCAAUUGUAUUAGUAUAAAAUAAUAUACAGUGAGCACCAUAAUUCAUUGGACAGUGACCAUGUUUUUGUUAUUUUGGUUCUGUACUCUAGCACUUUGAGUUUGAAAGGAUACAAUGACAAUGAGGGUGAAGUGCAGUCUGUCAGCUUUAAUUUGAGGGUAUUUCAUACAUAUCGGAUGAACCGUUUAGAAAUGACAGCACCUUUUGUACCUGGUCCCCCCAUUUUAAGGUACUACAAGUAUUUGUUAAAUUGGCUUCACAGAUGUGUGUCGUUAGGUAGGUGUAUUCAUUUGUGUCGUUAGUGAAUGCAGGAGAGCUGUUGAUGAAUAGUAUUGAUUCUAGACUUUGCUAUUGCCUUUGGAGGUUGUUGUUGGGGUGUGAUAGCAGUGUCGAUGCAAAAGAAGCUGGCCGUCAUAAGGCUCAGAAAUGAAAAUCAAUCAAUCAGGAACAUUGUAAAAACCCUGGCCAUGCCCAAGUCAACAGUUUGGUUCAAUAGUAACAAGAAAAAAACAACCGGUGAACUCAAUUAUGUCAAAAGACCCGGUAGACCGAGGAAGACCACUGUAGUGGAUGACCCGGAGAAUACACUCUAUGGUGAAGAAACCCCCCCCUGACAACAGCCCAACAGAUCAAAAACACUCUCCUGGAUGCAGGUGUAGAUGUGUCAAAGUCUACCAUAUGUAGAAGACUACACCAGCAGGACUACAGAGGGUACACUACAAGAUGCAAACCACUGAUAAGCCUGAAGAACAGAAAGGCGAGAUUACAGUUUGCUAAAAAGCACCUAAAAGAGCCCCAAGAGUUCUGGAAAAAAGUAUUGUGGACAGAUGAGACAAAGAUUAACAUGUACCAGAGUGAUGGAAAGAGGAAAUUGUGGAGAAAAAAAGGAAAUGCCCAUGAUCCAAAGCAUACCACCUCAUCCGUGAAACAUGGUGGAGGUGGUGUUGGGCCUGUAUGGCUGCCAGUGGAACAGGCUCACUUGUCUUCAUCGAUGAUGUGACUGCAGACAGAAGUAGAACAAUGAAUUCUGAAGUCUACAGAAAUAUUUUAUCUGCUCAGAUAAAACCAAAUGCCUCCAAACUCAUUGGCCGGCACUUCAUCAUGCAACAAGACAAUGACCCUAAACAUACUGCUAGAGCAACGAAGGGGUUUUUGAUGGCCAAAAAGUGGAAAAUCCUUGACUGGCCAAGUCAAUCACCGGAUCUGAAUCCAAUUGAACAUGCAUUUUACAUGCUGAAGAGGAGACUGAAGGCAAUAAGUCCCCGAAACAAGCAGGAACUGAAGAUGGCUGCAGUACAGGCCUGACAGAGCAUCACCAGGGAAGAUACCCAGCUUCUGGUGAUGUCGAUGCAUCGCAGACUUCAAGCAGUCAUUGCAUGCAAAGGAUAUGCGACCAAAUAUUAACAAUGAUUACUUUAUUCUACAUUAUGUUAAACUGUCCAAUGUUUUUUGAUGCCCGAAAAUGGGGGGGACCAUGUACAAAAGCUUCUAUAAUUUCUAAACGGUUCAUCCGAUAUGUAUGAAAAUACCCUCAAAUUAAAGCUGACAGUCUGCACUUCACCCUCAUUGUCAUCGUAUCCUUUCAAACUCAGUGCUAGAGAACAGAACCAAAAUAACAAAAAAAUGGUCACUGUCCAAUGAAUUAUGGUGCUCACUGUUUUUUGGCGCAUGCAGCAUAGCUCAGUAUUUGUAUUAUUUAUUUUAUACAGUCUGUUUUGCUCAUUUUUGUCAAGGGUGCCAAUAAUUAUGGACCUGACUGUAUAUGGCUGACUGAGCUGUGGCUCAGCCAGCACCCUCACUUCUCACCUCUGGCAUUCCACAGGCUGUACAAUGGGAACACUAUUGGACAGCAGUUUGGGCCCAAGUGUAACCGUGGCGAUCGUAUUGGCUGUGGGAUCUACCUAGAGGCAUUUGAGGAUGGACAAACAACGGUCUUCUUCACCAAGAACGGAAAAGAAGUAAGCUAAGAUCUUAGUCUCUUUCACACACAUGUAGGCCUACUACAUACAAUCAAGCUCUUACUGUCGUUUGAAAAAGAUUACAGCACCUCCCUCUGGUAUUCAUAUGUUCUAUGAUAUGUAACACCUCUAUAGGCAAUGAAUGUAUAUUGCGCCACAUAUCAGAGAUGGAGUCUCAAUUUCGUAGUCUUACUCUCGAGACCACGUACAUGCAGUCAGGGUCAAGGGUCUGGUCUUAGUCUGGGUCUAGUACUCAAUGGUCCUGGACUGGUCCAGACUCAAUCUCUGUCACCCAUAUUACAUAUUAUGAAUGUGUUUGCAUUUAGGUGGGCACGGUGGUGGUCCCAGGGUCUCCAGAGGCGCUCUACCCGGCCGUUGGGAUGCACUCUCUGGGGGAGGAGGUGCAGCUGGACCUGCAAGCGGAGUGGGGGAUGGAGGAGGAAGACGGACUGAUGAUAGUGGACAGCCACGAGGACGAGUGGGGGCGUCUCCAUGACGUCAGGGUCACCGGCUCGGUAAGGACCUGGCCUUGCCUGUUGUCUUCUAGGCUACUUCAUACAUAA
Coregonus sp. 'balchen' is the source of this 36491-nucleotide messenger RNA. The record is from the annotation of a GenBank genome assembly. Lineage: Eukaryota; Metazoa; Chordata; Actinopteri; Salmoniformes; Salmonidae.